AGAGUGACUUACGACCGUUUUUCUCACUUAACGACCAUUGCAGCAUCACCUGAUCAAAAUUCAGACACUUGGCAACUGACUCACACUUAUGACGGUCGCAGUGUCCUGGGGUCCUGUGAUCCCCUUUCGCGACCUUCUCACAAGGAAAGCAAACAGGGAAGCCAGAUUCACCUCACAACCAGGUUACUAACUUAUCAACUGCAGUGAUUCGCUUAACAACUGCCACAAAAAGAGUCGUAAAAUGAGGCAAAACUCACUUAAUACAUGUCUCGCUUAGUAAUAGAAAUCUUGGGCUCAAAUGCAGUCGUAAGGCGAGGACCACCUGUGUGUAAGCUAAGCCUGGUGGAGAAACUACAAACGCACCCUGGAGAGCCCGCCAAAAGGGAAACCGAGUCCGGAAGUCGCUGUCCAUCUUUCCAAAGUCCUGAGUGAUCCCACAAAUAUGUUUUCUUAGGAAGAACGUAAAGGGCGAUGUGCUAGACUUUGUUGUAGGGGCACCACAAGUGCCUCAAUGACUAGCCUCCCCCCCACAAGUCUCCAGAAAGACAGAGAGAGCAAAGGGAAGAUGCCGUCACAGCACUGAGGUCAACCAAGGGGAAAAUUCAUGUCCAGUGGGCAAAGUUUUCAUGGCCUUUGGGAGAGGCCGGGUCAGCUGACCUCACCUGCAGCUCUGCCUCUGCCCCAGGUCAGAUUGGAGCCACGGACCAGUUUCCCCAGUUCCACCAGCUUGGAAUUUUGCCAGGGGCUGAGAAGCCAUCAAAAGAUCCUUUGAGGACAAGGAUUGGGCAAACAUCUCCUUAUCUUCUUGAUUCUUCCUUCAAGUGCUUCCUUUGAACUUUCACCCCGCUGUGCUGUCGGGCGGAUACUUGACACCAUCCCAGUCCUCAAGUGUGCUGAGCUCUGGAAGGGCUCUCUGUGGUCAAGGGGGCGACUUAGGAAGCUGGGCUGGCUACCGAGGAGAGCGGACAUGUUUCCUUGUCCUCUGAGGUGGGCAGAGCACAAACAAAGCCCUGUGGGAUUCUCUGGGCACCCCAUUUCUAGCAGAACGUGGGCAGAUGAAUACGGAUUCAGAAGAAGGUAACAGAGACGCGAGGAAAGGACUGAUGGAGACCGAUUGGAGAAAUAGAUCAGCUAUUUAAGGCGAAGAAGAAGAAAAGACUCAGAGAAAACAAGAUGGCGGCGUUGAGGUAGAAAAACGAACCGACAAACAAGAUGGUCAAGAAGUUAUAUUCCACAUCCACAAGAACUAAACUGGAUUAAAUUUGGAUUAAUCCAAAUUUGGAUUAAAAAAUUAAGAUCCAGGUUGCAAUCAGCAGGAUUAAAUACAGGGAAUCCUCGACUUAAACAACCGUUCAUUUAGACGGUCUCAGGCCGUACUAUUAAAAGCUGUGGGUGUGCCUGCUUGGUUUUCUGGCUUGUUGAAGAGAGUGAUUUGGAUGGGCUUUGUGGUCCUUUGCUGGGCUACGUAAUUUCCGAACCACACUUAUGACUAGGUUGACCUUCAGGAUCCAGGACAGUGGCUGAACUUCCUCGGGGGAUCCUUCCAUCUCUAUGGAUCCACCACUCAAAGGUUCACCACAAAUUGGAUCCACCAUAAAUCGAGUGACAAAAGGGUGUUGCUUCUCCUAGCAUCAGCCUCUCCGGGUUGCUGACUUGGAGACUGCGCGUCAUUUGUCGCCCUGGAGCUUUAUGGAAGGACUGGGGAGAAGGUGGGCCUGGCUGACCGUCUUGAUUUUGUACACACCCUCUGAAAACACCUCGAUGAUGCCUGUAGGCCUCCCCGGAUGAGUUGUUUCUUUUCCCCUCCUUUUGAUCCGAGGUUGACAGAUCCGGACCUGCUCUGACGAAGUUUGAACUUUUCUAGCUGUCACGUAAAAAACAACAACUCUUGGGCUGACUUGUGACGCUCAUAGCAUUUUGUUCAGCGCUGAAGGCAGAGCCACCGCAAGCUGGGGUGGACUACAACUCCAUUGCCCUGUAAGCCUCCACUGGUUGGGCUUCCUCUGGAAUUCUGGGAAGUGGAGUUAAUCAGCUGGAGGGGGCUGGACUAGAAGACCUCCAGGGUCCCUCCCAACCCAAGGACUGUACAGUUUCUUGUCCGAUUUGCUGUUCCAUCCAGGAAAGGAGGAAGACACCGCAGCCUCUUCAGGAUGGCCUGUCCGCUUGGAGGCAGCAGCCCCGUCCUUCUCCUCUGCGGUAGGUCCUCGCCUUAAAGAUGGCGGAGAGGGAAGGGGUGGACGAAGGAAAGGACGAGGCAAAACCAGCGGAGGCAAAGAAGGGGAACAUUUUCCAGAUCUAGGGGUUAACUCCAUUUGUUCAGGGAAUAUUAUUCCAACAGCCCAGAUUAAGAAGAAUUGCCAAGAGGAAGAAGUGUGUUUGGAGUUUUACAGAUCAAUAAAAAAAUAUUUAUAGCUCAGGAUGGAAUUGGGGGGUCCUGGUUGCUCUUUGGGCUUGGUGAUUUCCGUGCAGACGUUUCAUGACCCAGCCAGGUAACGUCAUCAGCAAUGCUACCUCGUUUGCUGAUGAAACAUCUGCCACAACACAACCCAGCCCAGAGAGCACCCAGGAGUCCCGACACAGCCCAGCCUCAUGUAAUCCAAGAGCUGCACAAUUUUGCUCCCUCUCCUGCUUGAGCAGGGGGGGUUGGAAUAGAAGACCUCCGAGGUCCCUUCCUUCAGAGGCGAUGGCUACCCUCUUGGUCUCCCUUCCAGUUCUAGUCUUUGCCAGCGCCAAUUUGAUCCAGUUUGGCCACAUCAUCGAGCACUUGACCGGAAGACACCCCCUGAUUUACAACGGCUACGGCUGCUACUGCGGGCUGGGCGGUUCCAGGCAGCCGGUGGACGCCACCGAUUGGUGUUGCCAAGUUCAUGACUGCUGCUAUCAGGCCCUGUCGCGGCGCCACUGCAAACCCAAAAUGGAGAAAUAUUUCUACUCGGUCAGGAAAGACACCGUCACUUGCGGUGGGGAAACUGAAUGCCGGAGGGAAACCUGUGAGUGUGACAAAGCUGCAGCCCUUUGCUUCCGCCACUCGAAGUUUCAAGACCAGUACAUCGGCUACCGUAACCGCCUGUGCGAAGGACCCACACCGCCGUGCCAGGGGGUCUGCCCCUGCUGGGCCCCCACGAAGGGGGGCUGAGGCUGGCCCCCCCGAAACUGCCCCGUCCCUGCA
Crotalus tigris (Tiger rattlesnake) is the source of this 3169-nucleotide messenger RNA. RefSeq names its product group IIE secretory phospholipase A2-like. Bases 2477 to 3136 code for a protein of 219 amino acids. The transcript is spliced from 3 exons. The record is from RefSeq and is a predicted model, not a curated record. Gene Ontology annotation, biological process: lipid catabolic process; phospholipid metabolic process; negative regulation of T cell proliferation. Lineage: Eukaryota; Metazoa; Chordata; Lepidosauria; Squamata; Viperidae. Gene Ontology annotation, molecular function: calcium ion binding; phospholipid binding.